AUGGCCUCCGCCGCUGUUCAACUUCCUGGCUCUCACGGGGCCUCGCUUACUGAGAAGCCUCAAAUCCCUGUUACCGAGAAGCCUCACCAUGUCCAGACCACGCUGAACUUUCUGAAAGAGAACGAAGACGGCUCACCCCCGGCACCAACAUACGCCGAUAGACCCGAGACUUAUGACAGACCGGUGACUACUCUCCCCGCUACCAUCCACGACAUCAGUGGCCAUGAACUGGACUAUACGCUGGAUGGCCACGGAUUCCAGCUAUACUACCACGAAAGCCAAGAGAAAGACUUCCUAGACAACGAGAAGAUCAAGCAAGAGUAUUACCCCGAGACCGAGCAACUACUCAAAGACGCCACUGGCGCCUCCCGCAUCUUCAUCUUCGACCACACCAUCCGCCGCGCAUCCAACGACAACAGCCGCGGGGCCAAGCUCCGCGGUCCAGUCCAGCGCGUCCAUAUCGACCAGUCCUACACCGCCGCCAAAAGCAGAGUCCCCUUCCACCUCCCCGAAGACGCCCCCGAGCUUCUCAAGGGCCGAUACCAGAUUAUCAACGUCUGGCGUCCAAUCAAGACGAUCCUGAAAGACCCGCUGGCCGUCGCAGACGCAAACUCCGUUCCGGAUAGUGACCUCGUCCCCGUUAAGCUGAUAUACCCUAAUCGCGAGGGCGAGACGUAUACCGUCAAGCCGGAUCCUGAGAUCAAGUGGUACUACCGCUAUGGGCAGACUCCUGAUCUGGUGACUUUGAUCAAGUGCUUUGACUCGAAGACCGAUGGACGGGCUCGGCGUGUGCCUCAUACUGCUUUUGUUAAUCCGGAGACGGAGAAUGAGCCUGGAAGGGAGAGUAUUGAGGUUCGCGCUUUGGUUUUCCAUGAGGAUGAUCUGGAGUGA
This is a messenger RNA of Penicillium nucicola, 891 nucleotides long. RefSeq lists its product as uncharacterized. The record is from RefSeq and is a predicted model, not a curated record. NCBI's taxonomy places the organism in Eukaryota, Fungi, Ascomycota, Eurotiomycetes, Eurotiales, Aspergillaceae. The transcript is spliced from 2 exons. Gene Ontology annotation, molecular function: oxidoreductase activity. The coding region runs from base 1 to 891 and encodes 296 amino acids.